AUGCGAGUCGGUGGGAGAAUCGAGCAAUCUACACUCAACUAUAACGCCAAGCACCCGAUUCUGAUACCUAAAGAUACUCCACUAGCUGGACUCCUGGUUCGACAUUUUCAUGUCUCCUAUCUGCACACUGGAGUUGAUGCAACGUUCACCAAUCUUCGUCAGCAGUACUGGAUUCUGGGAGCCCGCAAUCUCGAAAGGCAGUCUUCCAAUGCAAAUCCUGUUUUCUUCAACGAAAGGGCACAAGCAACCAGAUCAUGGGAGAGCUACCAAUUCCUCGAGUUCAAGCUAGCCGCUGCUUUCAACACACAGGGCUGGACUACGCUGGACCGAUCGCAAUCAAGGAAUCAAAGGGAAGAACUCCACGCAUCGGAAAGGCAUGGUUUUCUAUUUUUCGUGUGCCUCACUACAAAGGCACUUCACAUAGAGGUUCGGACAAAGUGGCAUCUGGAAACCGAGAAUCUGAAGAUCGACACACUGGUAGUACUCAAGGAGCCCAAUCUACCGCCCUCUAAAUGGAUUCUUGGCCGCAUCACAGCACGCAGGAAUCGACAACAAGGUCCGAGUCGUUACAGUGAAGACUGCUCACGGAUUAUACAAACGCCCAAUUGCCAAAAUCGCUGUACUGCCUCUCUGCUGAACAACCGUUCAGGGGGCCGUCUCACAUGCGGGAUCUACAUUGGCCACAAUCAACCGCUAGCUCGAGAAGGUCAUCGCUUGGGAAGCGAGACUCCCGCGGAAAACAACUUUACGCAUCAUACUCUGGAGAAUAUUCCGGCGGCUGGUUCUCAGACUCUGUUGCCAACCAUCCUUGCUGACGUCAUCGACGCCUGGGGAAACACUACAACCUGCAGGCUGCUCCUGGACACUGGAUCUACAAUAACCUUGGCAUCGGAAUCAUUUGUUCAGCGAAUAGGCGUGCGUCGAACGCACGCACGGAUUUCUAUCUCGGUCUCCGCCGCCAACAGCGCGGGCGUUACCCGAGGACGCGCACAUAUCAAGCUGCGCUCUCGUCAUUCGGGCCAAACUGUCGAAUUGGUCUCGUUCAUUCUCACCUCGCUGACGUCAUCACUUCCUGCCCAAGUUAUUGACACCUCAUCCUCUACGUGGAGGCAAAUCUGCGAGCUUCCUUUGGCAGACCCAACGUUCUGCACACCUGGAGCAAUCGAUGUCAUUGUUGGAUCGGAUCAACUUUGGUCUCUAUACACAGGAGAUCGGAAACACUUUGGCUCUUACUCUGCAUUCGAUGAUCACCCUACUUCUGCGGUUACUCAUCACGCGGACCUAGACACGAUGGUUCGUUCAUUCAUGGAGAUGGACAGCAUUCAGCCUAACCAGGCUCUCCUGGACGCCAGCGAUCCCACAGAGCGUCAUUUUGCUGCCACACACAAGCGCUCGAAGGACGGGGUGUACGUCGUCGAGUAUCCCUUCAAGGAGAAGGCACCGCCUAUUGAUUCGACCUUGCCACAGGCCAUCAAUCGCUUCUUCUCGCUGGAACGCAAAUUUCGUCGGUAUCCAGAAUUGAAGCAGCAGUACGAAGCUUUCCUGGACGACUACUUGCAACGUGGACAUAUGGAACAACUGACCUCGGCUCAGGUUGAAGAGUCCCCAGACACCUGCUUCUAUUUGCCGCACCACGCUGUCAUCAAACUGGACAGUCUGACUACCAAAAUGUCGUAUGUCGAAAAGAUGUUUCGAGGCAUUAAAGUCUUUAAGCCACACACCAAUUUUCAGCGCAUUGUUUGGCGCACGACUGAGAAUGAACCUCUGCUUCAUUUUCGCCUGCUGACGGUUACCUACGGAUUGGCACCGUCACCAUUUCUGGCUGUUCGAGUUCUAAAGCAACUUGCCGACGAUCAUGGCCAUGAAUACCCUGCAGCAGCUCACGCUCUUCUGCACGAUGCCUAUGUGGACGAUAUCCCUACAGGCGCCAACACAUUCGAGGAGCUUAUGAUUCUCAAGGACGAGCUUAUAGCCCUCUUGGAUAAGGGAAAAUUCAAGCUACGCAAAUGGAGUUCUAAUACUCCUCAACAAAUCAGCUGCGGAUUCACCUGUCAAGUUCUUGGUAUCCAAUGGAACCCUGGGAAGGACGUCCUGUAUCUCAACCUAAAGGGAUGCGAUGCGACCAUUUCUCCGACGAAAAGGGAACUCUUGUCUCAGCUAUCAAGAAUUUAUGAUCCGCUUGGACUGGUAGCGCCGGUCACAGUUCUACUCAAGCUAAUCUUCCAAGAAAGCUGGACAAGUGUCCUGCAGUGGGACGACCCCAUACCUGAAAGUCUACGUACGCGCUGGAGAGCCUUAGUAGAGGAUUUGCCAGCACUUACGCAAUGCCAAGUACCACGGUAUAUUGCGUCACCAUUUCGAGAUGUUCAACUACACGGAUUCGCCGACGCAUCCUCGCACGCCUACGGUGCGGUAGUUUACGCUCGAGUUGCAGUUGGAUGCAGCUUUCAAGUAACUCUGGUUGCCGCCAAAACACGGGUGGCCCCGAUCAAGCCCGUAUCAAUUCCACGUUUGGAGCUAAACGCUGCCACGAGCUGCUGGACAGAUUCAGAAAUUGUGCUACAUUGGCUUUCAGCUCCCCCUCGACGGUGGAACACCUACGUCUGCAACCGAACUUCUGAGAUAUUGAGCGACUUUCCCCGUAGCUGCUGGAACCAUGUUCGCACGGAAGACAAUCCUGCAGAUUGUGCUUCCCGAGGACUUCAUCCGUCAAAGCUUCUGGAGCAUCGACUGUGGUGGAAAGGUCCGUCCUGGCUGGCCACACCCACCUCUGAGUGGCCACCUUCUACAAGCAAGUUCAGCGUAUCUUCAAGUUUCGAUGUCAACACCGAAGAACGAGCCAUAAAGCCCACGACUCUACAUAACUUUCCUGAUGAAAGUAUACACGAGUUCCUCAUCCACAAAUUCUCAACCUGGACGCGUCUUAUAAGGGUAUCUAGCUACUGUCAUCGCUUUAUUCACACUCUUCGAUCCCAUCAUAGGAAUUCGGCACCAUUCCUUACGUCUGAAGAGUUGCUGGACGCACAGCGCCGACUUAUUCGACAUGUGCAACAAAAAUCCUUUGCCAGAGAUUAUGAGCAGCUAGAGAAUCGACGCCAGCUUAACGCUAAAUCGCAUCUUAUCCGGUUUUCUCCGUUUCUGGAUGAUUAUGGAGUAAUGCGAGUCGGUGGGAGAAUCGAGCAAUCUACACUCAACUAUAACGCCAAGCACCCGAUUCUGAUACCUAAAGAUACUCCACUAGCUGGACUCCUGGUUCGACAUUUUCAUGUCUCCUAUCUGCACACUGGAGUUGAUGCAACGUUCACCAAUCUUCGUCAGCAGUACUGGAUUCUGGGAGCCCGCAAUCUCGUCAGAAAGGCAGUCUUCCAUGCAAAUCCUGUUUUCUUCAACGAAAGGGCACAAGCAACCAGAUCAUGGGAGAGCUACCAAUUCCUCGAGUUCAAGCUAGCCGCUGCUUUCAACACACAGGGCUGGACUACGCUGGACCGAUCGCAAUCAAGGAAUCAAAGGGAAGAACUCCACGCAUCGGAAAGGCAUGGUUUUCUAUUUUCGUGUGCCUCACUACAAAGGCACUUCACAUAG
This is a messenger RNA of Drosophila simulans, 3582 nucleotides long. RefSeq lists its product as uncharacterized. Gene Ontology annotation, molecular function: aspartic-type endopeptidase activity. The record is from RefSeq and is a predicted model, not a curated record. Gene Ontology annotation, biological process: proteolysis. Lineage: Eukaryota; Metazoa; Arthropoda; Insecta; Diptera; Drosophilidae. The transcript is spliced from 7 exons. The coding region runs from base 1 to 3582 and encodes 1193 amino acids.